AUGCCCUCUCAAAAAGCAUUCAGAUAUUCCCUAAUUACACUGACAUGGAUUCCAGUUAUAAUGACGAUCAAUGACAAUGUCUGCCAUGUCGCUAAGAUUGAAGGUUCUUCGAUGAGACCAACUUUAAACGCUAACGAAAGGUCAAUUUCAAGCGAUUGGGUAUUCCUUUGGAAAUUUAACUGUAAGAAAGCAUUUAAUUUAAACAGAGAUGAUAUUAUACUUUUCAAAUCGCCAAUGGAUCCAAAUAAAGUUUAUUGUAAAAGGAUUAAAGGUAUACAAUAUGAUUCUGUAAAAACGCGACAUCCGUAUCCACGUAGUGUGGUUAAUAUACCCAGGAACCACGUAUGGGUUGAAGGUGAUAACGUGUUCCACAGUGUGGAUAGUAAUAAUUUUGGGUCGCUUUCUACAGGUUUGGUUGUUGGUAAGGCUAUUAAGGUUAUAUGGCCACCAUCUCGAUGGGGGGCAGAUCUGCAGUUGAGUACCGGUAGACAGAAUAUUUUAACCACGCGUGAAUGA
Molecule: messenger RNA, 516 nt
Organism: Zygosaccharomyces rouxii
Lineage: Eukaryota; Fungi; Ascomycota; Saccharomycetes; Saccharomycetales; Saccharomycetaceae
Gene: IMP2
Product: endopeptidase catalytic subunit
Exons: 1
Coding region: 1-516 (171 amino acids)
Biological process (GO): mitochondrial respiratory chain complex assembly
Cellular component (GO): membrane; mitochondrial inner membrane peptidase complex
Molecular function (GO): serine-type endopeptidase activity
Source: RefSeq, a predicted model, not a curated record